This is a messenger RNA of Syngnathoides biaculeatus (alligator pipefish), 1162 nucleotides long. RefSeq names its product dual specificity protein phosphatase 13A family protein. Gene Ontology annotation, molecular function: MAP kinase phosphatase activity; protein tyrosine/serine/threonine phosphatase activity. The coding region runs from base 278 to 904 and encodes 208 amino acids. The record is from RefSeq and is a predicted model, not a curated record. The transcript has 5 exons. Gene Ontology annotation, biological process: negative regulation of MAPK cascade; protein dephosphorylation. Gene Ontology annotation, cellular component: cytoplasm. NCBI's taxonomy places the organism in Eukaryota, Metazoa, Chordata, Actinopteri, Syngnathiformes, Syngnathidae.
AGGCAACGGCAAACAGGAACUAGCGGUAACCAAACGACAGCGCACAAGACGAGCCAAGGAGCGUCACUCGAAGGUCGCAUGUCGAGGGGCACUCGAAGACUGUGGGUGUUAGUGAGGAAGAUGCACGGGAGGCUUAGAUGGAAAAAUAUGACACGCUGUUGCAACGCCUUAUCGGGACAAGCCAAAAGGAAAAGAAGAAGAAGAUUAAUAAUAUUAUUAAUGUGUUCAAUUAAAUAAUUCAUUUAUUUAUUUAUAUAGGGCACUCGUUUGAAACUUAAUGAACAGUGUCGCCAUUAAAGUGACAAAAAACAAUCCUGUGAAAAAUCUUUCCUGUGCCAAAGAUCCCCAGCUGUCCUCGGCAGUCAAGGGGCAUCCAAGAGCAGACAGGACAACGCAGCAUCUGGUGGAGGUUUUACAUGCGGCUCCUCGCUCCUGUCGCCAUGGAGAUGAAGUCUGGCCCAACCUGUACCUGGGUGACAUGGUCAUGUCACAUGAUAGGUUCGGACUGUGGACGCUGGGAAUCACUUAUGUGCUGAACGCAUCGCAUGGCAAACUGUGCUGCAAAGGCAGUAACGACUUCUACGGAACCACGGUGAAAUACUACGGUGUGCCAGCCAAUGACCUCCCGACAUUUGAACUUUCACCUUUCUUCAGCCCGGCUGCUGCCUUCAUUGACCAGGCUCUGACGUCUGGAGGAAGAGUACUGGUGCACUGUGCUGUGGGUGUGAGUCGCUCAGCCACAUUGGUCCUUGCCUACCUGAUGAUUCACCAUCACCUCAGUCUCCUGUCUGCAAUUCAGUGUGUGCAGCAGAAGCGCUGGAUCUUCCCAAACAGAGGUUUCCUGCGGCAGCUUUUGCGUCUCGAACGGACCCUGCAGAGCAAAGGAGAGACGUUACCAAAAUAGAAGUUCGUAGACUACUGCUUUACCGUCUCAAGCAAUUCAUUUGUAUGCAAAAUUAAUCAGUAAAUGUAAUGCCCUCAUCCAAGUUUACAUUACAUACAAUCUAAUAAUGUUAUCACAACAAAUUUAAAAAAAAGAUCUAAACAUGUUAAAUGUGCUUUUCAAUGCAAAAUCAUCAACAAUGCACCAAACACUACACUAUGUUAAAUUGAUGACACUUGAAAAGUGUGACAGUUUAUUUAAUAGGUGCAUGAAUUACGA